Amblyraja radiata (thorny skate) is the source of this 645-nucleotide messenger RNA. RefSeq names its product zinc finger protein 239-like. The transcript has 3 exons. Gene Ontology annotation, biological process: regulation of transcription by RNA polymerase II. Lineage: Eukaryota; Metazoa; Chordata; Chondrichthyes; Rajiformes; Rajidae. Gene Ontology annotation, cellular component: nucleus. Gene Ontology annotation, molecular function: DNA-binding transcription factor activity, RNA polymerase II-specific; RNA polymerase II transcription regulatory region sequence-specific DNA binding. The annotation marks the transcript as partial. The record is from RefSeq and is a predicted model, not a curated record.
AUGGAGGACCACAUGACUGGGCACCACAAGGAGAAACGUUAUGAGUGCGACUGCGGCAAGAGUUUCAAGACGGCGAAUGCCCUAGAGGCCCACCUGCAAGUGCACACGGGCGAGAAGCCCUAUGCCUGCUCCACAUGCGGCAAGAGAUUUACCCAGUUGGCACAGCUGCAGGAGCACCAGCGGGUGCACAGCACCGGGGACUGGCCCUACACCUGCACCCAGUGCGGCAAGGGCUUCACCCAGUCCAACAGCCUGCUGAAACACCAGCGCACCCACACCGACGAGCGUCCCUUCACCUGUAUCCAGUGCGGCAAGCGCUUCACCCAAUCCAACAACCUGCUGAAGCACCAGCGCACCCACACCGGCGAGCGUCCCUACACCUGCGCCCAGUGCGGCAAGAGCUUCUCCCAGUCCAGCUACUUGCUGGAGCACCAGCGCACCCAUACCGGCGAGCGCCCCAACACCUGUGCCCAGUGCGGCAAGGGCUUCACCAGCUCUAGCAACCUGCUGAAACACCAGCGCACCCACACCGGCGAGCGUCCCUACACCUGCGCCCAGUGCGGCAAGGGCUUCACCCAAUCUGGCCACCUGCUGCUGCACCAGCGCACCCACACCGGCGAGCGUCCCUUCACCUGUAUCCAGUGC